UCUCUCUCUCUCUCUCUCUCUCUCCUCUUACAAGAACCAAACUACAGUGGUGUAUGCAAGAAACACAGAGCUCCCUCCAAUAUACAAAAUAAUUAACAAGAAAAAUAAAUUCAACCUCAAUUCUCCAUAAUUUUUCAAUUAUUUAUCCCUUUUAAUUCUCCUUCGAAACAAGAUAUCUAAAUUAUAAUUUUUUUUCUCAAAAAAUUGUUACAUUCGAUCCCCAUUUUGUUAUUAUCCUCACUUGCGAACUCCAUUGUUCCUUCUCUGGUAGCACUGCGUCACAGGUAAUUACAAUUGUGUUUAGAACCCUAAGAAAAAAGGGGGGAACUCCAGUAUUUUACGUUCCUGGUGUACAAUUUUUUUGUGGGGCGUUUUUGCAUACUGUAUAUACAGAUCUAAAUUGGCGGGGUUUUAUUGUUGUUCAAUUGUUUAUUUUAUUGCUAUGCGGCAGUUUGAAGUGUGGAGGACUAAAAUUCUAGGGUUUUGUUUUUCAAUGCCACAGUGUGAUGCGCAUGGGAGAUGUUUGGUCAGGGUUUUGGAAUUUGAAGUUCUGGGUUAGCCUGUCGAGAGAAUUCGCAAGGCUAUAUGGCUCUCCGGAAAUAUGUUCCCGCUGGUAAUUCGACUCCUGUCAAUAUUAAAUCUUUGACUUUCUCGAAUAAGGACAAUGGGAAAGCCAAGGAGACAGAUUUGCAGAGGCGACCUACUGAAGCUGAUGUGGAUAUUGAUCUUAGAGAGAUAUAUUUUCUGAUCAUGCAUUUCCUCUCCACUGGACCAUGCCACAGGACUUAUGGGCAGUUUUGGAAUGAACUCUUGGAGCACCAACUUCUCCCUAGAAGAUAUCAUGCAUUUUACUCACGUGGUGGCAUGCAGAGUGGAGAUGAAAAUGAUGAUGGCAUAUCUUUUCCCCUGAGUUACGCUAAUUUGGUAGAAAGGCAUCCACAUGUCGAAAAAGAUCACUUGGUAAAGCUUCUGAAGCAAUUAAUUGUAGGUGCAGUUGCUCCUUCACGAGACUUGAUUGGUGGAAAUAUAGUGAAUGCAGCUACAGUACCUACUAUCCUGGGAACUGGAUCUUUCUCACUUCUGGCCAGUGAUCACAAUGAACGGGACAACAAAGAUAGACGUCCCCCAAGCUACAUGCGCUGGCCCCACAGACUGGCAGAUCAAGUGCGUGGGUUAUGUUUGAGGGAAAUUAAUGGUGGUUUUUCUAGGCAUCACCGUGCGCCAUCUACUCGUGCUGCUUGCUAUGCCAUCGCAAAACCAUCCACAAUGGUGCAAAAGAUGGAGAACCAAAAAAGGGUUAGGGGACAUCGUAAUGCUGUUUAUUGUGCCAUAUCUGACCGGUCUGGGAGGUAUGUUAUUACUGGUUCUGAUGACCGUCUUGUUAAAGUAUGGUCAAUGGAAACUGCAUAUUGCUUAGCCAGCUCCCGAGGACAUGAAGGUGACAUCACUGACCUGGCGGUGAACUUCAACAAUACUCUUGUCGCUUCUGCUUCAAAUGACUGUGUAAUCCGAGUUUGGCGCCUGCCUGAUGGGUUACCGAUCUCUGUACUGCGGGGUCACACAGGAGCAGUUACUGCUAUUGCGUUCAGUCCUAGACCAGGCGCUUUAUAUCAGCUUUUAUCGUCCUCUGAUGAUGGAACUUGUCGAAUUUGGGAUGCUAGAUAUUCCCAGUUCACUCCACGCAUAUAUGUACCAAGACCACCUGAUCCUACAGCUGGGAGAAAUAGUGUUCCCUCAUCCAGCACUGCUCAGCAGACAUGCCAGAUUUUCUGUUGUGCGUUCAAUGCUAGCGGAACUGUUUUUGUCACAGGCAGCUCUGACACUUUUGCGAGGGUUUGGAAUGCUUGUAAAUCCAGUGUAGAUGAUUCAGAGCAACCUAAUCACGAGAUAGAUGUUUUAGCUGGUCAUGAGAAUGAUGUAAAUUAUGUGCAGUUCAGUGGCUGUGCGGCAGCUUCCAGAUUUUUCCCUUCUGAUGCCUCAAAAGAAGAUGCGUUACCAAGAUUCAAGAAUACAUGGUUCAAUCACGAUAAUAUUGUUACAUGCUCUCGUGAUGGUAGCGCAAUCAUUUGGAUACCAAGAUCACGUAGAUCACAUGGAAAAACUGGGCGGUGGAUUCGAGCGUAUCACCUGAAAGUUCCACCACCUCCGAUGCCACCUCAACCCCCUCGAGGAGGUCCACGCCAAAGAAUUCUACCUACCCCUCGUGGUGUUAAUAUGAUUGCAUGGAGUUUAGACAAUCGUUAUGUUCUUGCAGCUAUCAUGGAUUGCAGAAUAUGUGUGUGGAAUGCUGUUGAUGGUAGCUUAGUUCAUUGUCUGACUGGUCAUACUGAUUCUACUUAUGUACUGGAUGUGCAUCCUUUUAAUCCUCGCAUAGCAAUGAGUGCUGGAUAUGAUGGGAAAACAAUAGUGUGGGAUAUAUGGGAAGGUACAAUAAUCCGGACAUACCCAAUUGGUCCAUUUAAGCUGGUUGAUGGGAAGUUCUCACCAGAUGGAACAUCUAUUAUUCUUUCUGAUGAUGUUGGUCAAUUAUAUAUAUUGAGCACUGGGCAAGGUGAAUCCCAGAGAGAUGCUAAAUAUGAUCAGUUCUUUUUAGGGGACUACCGCCCUCUCAUUCAAGAUACACAUGGAAAUGUCCUUGACCAGGAAACACAACUUGCUCCUUAUCGUAGGAAUAUGCAAGAUCUCCUCUGUGAUUCUGGGAUGCUUCCAUAUCCUGAGCCUUAUCAAAGUAUGUACCAGCAAAGGCGGCUAGGAGCUCUUGGUCUUGAGUGGCGCCCUUCAUCUCUGAGAUUUGCUGUUGGUGUAGAUUUCAGUCUGGACCCAGAUUAUCAUAUGCUUCCCAUAGUUGAUUUGGAUACAUUAAUUGAUCCACUACCUGAGUUUGUUGAUGCAAUGGAUUGGGAACCAGAAGUUGAGAUACAUAGUGAUGAUAAUGAUUCAGAGUAUCACAUAGCAGAGGAUUACUCAUCUGGAGGUGAGCAAGCCAGUUUAAGUUCUGAUUCUGACGAGGCAGAGUCGAGUUCUGGGAACAGUGAGAUUGAGGACUCACACAGAGAUCGCUUACGUAGAUCAAGGAGAAAGAAGCAGAAGGUAGAGGUGGAGAUAAUGACAUCUUCGGGCAGGCGUGUGAAGAGGAAGAAUUUGGAUGAGUGUGAUGGCACUUUAAUUAGGAACAACCGUUCUAGAAAAUCAGGAAAUGGCAGAAAAGCCUCAAAAAAGAAGUCCUCGUCGAAGUCGAGGCCUCAAAGAGCUGCGGCUAGAAAUGCACUUCAUCUGUUCUCUCGAAUCACAGGAACAUCUACAGAUGGAGAUAUAAAUGGCUCUGAUGGUGAUUCACUAGAAAGUGGGUCGACACUGCAAGACUCGAGUUUCGCAAGUGAAGAAUCAGAUGUAUCUCUGCAAAAGGAAUGGUCUGAAAGUUCCAAGGGAAAAGAAAUAUCAUUGGAUCACCAUGUGGGCGUAAAUCAAGCGCAUCCACAUCCUGAAUCUCAUUCAAAUGCUGUGACAAAAGGGAGAUUAAUUCUAAAAUUGCCAAAUCCUGAUUCAAGUAAGUUUGCGUCUCAACAAAACUCUACGUCAAACAUCAAUGAAAGACAAUCUGCUGUAGCAGGCACAUCAUCUAGAACUCCUCAGAAAGUAAAUGAAUCAAGUAAGAUUUAUUUAGAUGAGGAGCAAAGCUGUGUUGGUUCUGAUGAUGGUGAUGUCAAUGGUAGAAGCAAUACGGGGCAGCAAAAUACGGUUGAACAUCAUGUAGAUCUUCUAAAAGGAUGCAAAAAUUCAUGGGGAGGGGUCAAAACUCGCACCUAUAAAAGGUUGAAGAUGGAAGAAUCCUUGUCAGCAGGUUUACUUGCGGGAUCUGGUUCAGUUCUUGACCAGCAUCCUAAAGCAGAAAAUAUUGCCAAUGGCCAUUCGACUGCAGCAGAGGAGCACGAAACAGAGCCCCCAAGUUCCAGAAUCCAAAAUCAGGAACACAAUUUGGAAGAAAUCGUUGAUGAGAGAGAAAAUCCAUCUACGAUCAAUAUGCCUGAAAGCUCUGGAGUAAAAAAUGUUGAGAGAGAAUUGGGAUUGGAUGUGGGCAAGGAUGAAGAUGAAUCCUCGAAUAAGUAUAAUGAGGUAUGCAAUGGUACAACCAUGCCUUCUGUUAGCGCUAAUGGGACAGAAAACCAAUUUAAAGGGAAAGAAAAUGGUGUCCGAAUCCCGACAAAGUUGCGAAUAAAAUCUGCUUCUAUUUUGAAGGACUAUGAUAGCCCCAAAAAAGCAGCUUUUGCUCAUCCAGCAUUGGAUAGAGUAAAAUGUGAAACAAUAUGUGAAAACCCCCAGGCAGAAAAUAAUUUAGAUUUUCAAGUUCCUGUGCAUGACGAUGGCAUUGGAACCUCAUGCUCGGAAACCAAAGAUCUUCAUCGAGUGCCGGAAACAGAGGGUCUUGUGAAUGGAGCUUCAUCCAGGUCUGUGUUGGAAGACUCGUUGAAACUAGAUUCAAAUAAAAGGAUGUUUACUGCUGUUUAUAGAAGGUCGAAGCCUUCAAGAGGUAGAAGUAAUCAAGAAGGUGAAUGUAGUACCAUGGAAGCAAGCACUAGCACUUCCAACGUUGAGAAGAAUAAUCCAGAUGGGGAAAUUGAGAUUCCACCAGAAGGGAUUCGUAGGGCCAGGUCUAUUAGAUUCAGGUCAAGUACCCGUGAUCUCAAGUUAGAAAGCAACUUCAAAUUUAAUGAACCCCAUAUUCAUUCGGAAGAUACUUCAAUUGAUGCUGACGAGGCUUCUCCGAGCAUAGAUGGAGAACGAGGAUCAGUAUUGAAGAACUCUAUUCGAUUAAGAUCCACAAGAAGCAAGAAAGGUAGUAAUUAUACUCGCGAUAAUACUAGUCCCCCCCCAACCAAAUCAAAAUCAAACCAAACUGGGAAAAAAUCCUGGUUAAUGUUGUCAGCGCACGAGGAAGUUUCAUCCCGGUAUAUACCCCAACUAGGUGAUGAAGUUGUGUAUUUGAGACAGGGUCACGGAGAGUACAUAACAAAUUGCACUACCUCGAGGAAUCAAGUUCCGUGGGAAACUGUUAAGCGAAACAUCAGAGCUGUUGAGUUCUGUAGGGUUGAAGAACUAGAGUAUUCAACACAUCCAGGCUCUGGUGAGAGCUGCUGUAAAAUGACACUUAAAUUUGUAGAUCCAACUUCUGAUGCAGUGGGUAAAUCAUUCAAGUUGAAUCUGCCGAAGGUGAGCGAUUUUCCGGAUUUUCUUGUGGAGAAAAGUAGGUACGAUGCGUCUUUGGCGAGAAAUUGGACUUGUCGAGAUAAGUGCAAAGUUUGGUGGGAUGAUGGUGACGAGGAUGGUGAUUGGUGGGAGGGUCGGAUUUUAAAUGUGAAGCCUAAAUCUGUUGAAUUUCCGGAUAGUCCAUGGGAAAGAUAUGUUGUGAAGUACAAAAGUGAUCCGACUGAAACUCAUUAUCACAGUCCGUGGGAACUUUAUGACACUGGUACUCGUGGUACUCAGUGGGAGCAGCCUCGUAUUGAUGGUGAUAUAAGAGAGAAGCUCACUCGUGAAUUUGCCAAGUUGGAGCUAUCUGGAGAGAAAGUCCAGGAUUAUUAUGGGGUUAACAAAUUGAGACAAGUUUCGCAGAAGACAAAUUUUAUUAACAGAUUCCCUGUUCCAUUGUCGCUCGAAGUAAUACAGUCCAGGUUAGAGAAGAACUACUACAGAAGGUUAGAGUCAAUGAAGCAUGAUGUUAGAGUGAUGCUAUCAAAUGCCGAAUCAUUCUUUGGAAAAAACGCAGAGCUUUCCGUAAAAAUUAAACGCUUGUCAGAAUGGUUCAGAAAGACGUUUUCGUCCUUGUAGUUUUUACCGAAACACAGUUUUGUAGAAAUUAGCCUUGGAGCUCUCCUGUUAUAUUGUAUAUAAUUUUCUUUUCUCUUUCAAAGUAUUAAUUUAUAUUUUUAACCAUAGAGAGUAGCUGCUAAAUUCAGGAAACCUUUAAAGGAAUCUUUUUACAGAAUGGAGGUACAGGAUUACAAAUAACUAACCAGAGUACUGCAGCAAAUCGCCGGCAGAGAUUUUCUUUGUGUAUAGUCUUUUUAUUUUUAUUUUUUUGACAUUUCAACGAUUUUUAAUAGAAAAUGUAUGUUAUAUAG
Erythranthe guttata (spotted monkey flower) is the source of this 6119-nucleotide messenger RNA. NCBI's taxonomy places the organism in Eukaryota, Viridiplantae, Streptophyta, Magnoliopsida, Lamiales, Phrymaceae. The record is from RefSeq and is a predicted model, not a curated record.